Neoarius graeffei (lesser salmon catfish) is the source of this 2693-nucleotide messenger RNA. RefSeq lists its product as uncharacterized. Lineage: Eukaryota; Metazoa; Chordata; Actinopteri; Siluriformes; Ariidae. The transcript is spliced from 7 exons. The coding region runs from base 1 to 1890 and encodes 629 amino acids. The record is from RefSeq and is a predicted model, not a curated record.
AUGUUCAGGGCAACCUGUGCCCUCAGAGUUGGAACUUCUCCAUCACGCUCAGUUCAUAAUGCUGAAGGUCACUUUAUUGCCACGGACAAGGGCAAGGCAGAUGCAAUAAGAGACUGGUUCCUACAGCAAUUCACUGACCCAAAUGGAGAAAAACUAGAACCUUUCCAAGCUGCACUAGAAACUGUACAGAGAUCUUCCACGAGACCUAAUCCACCCUUCUCUAAACUGGGCAUGCCCCUAGAAAUGGAGUAUGCAGACGAUGUGGAUUUCCUAGACGAAGAAAGAUCCACUAGAAAGACUUCUACCUGUUGCUGCCAAAAACCUAAAGGACUCAAACCUGUUCAUGAACGAAGCUCUGCUGAUAUAGAGGCACGUUGCAUCAUGGGUAACAUUGCAUUUCGAUCAUUCUGGAAGAUUUGGAUCCGAAGAUCUAGGACUCCUUUGGCAAAGAAGCUACAACUAUACAAUGCUUGUUGUGUCUCCAUCAUGCUAUAUAACUGCAACAGCUGGGCAACACCAAAGGCAGUUAUAGAGAAGCUUGACAUCUCCCACCGUAAACACCUGCAUGCUAUCACAGGUCAUCAGUGGCCUAAGACUAUGUUCCAGUCUCAGGCUGCUCACUUCAACCCCCUGUUCUACCCCAUCCUACCACCGCAGUUCUACCCCCCGACCUACUUCAUCAUGCCAGACCAGUUCUACCCCCCAUCCCACCCCGUUCUGAGACCCGCCUCCUACUACCCUCCACCCACAAUGAUGGGGAUGAACGAACGCCACGUCCCGUCCGUCCAGGAGGAGAUUCUGGGAGGAAACGCUGUGUCUCCUGUGACACCACCUGAAGGUGGAUGUGUAGAUGAUGGCUGUGUGAUCACUGCUCAGGCUCAUGCCACUGAUGUGCUCACACUCGAACCACCAGCACCAACUGAAUCAGAGCCCGAACCUCAACCCACCUCCAGUCUGCCACCUGAAACUGUGGGCAUUGAGGAGCCUUUGUCCUCCAGAACCGCAAGUCCAAAGGCACUGAUGUGGGGCGAGAUAAUGGACAGCAUCGACCCAAUCCCAUCCAGACCCCCAACUCCAAUGUUACUCCCUUGGGGAGAACUAAUAGAGGAAAUGGGGUUCCAAAAGGAUGAGGGGCAGAAUGGGUCUUGUUCACUACCUCACGAGCUCGCUACUAAGCAAAGCACAUGUGGAGCGAAUACUUUUGAACGCAGUUGGAUCUGGACACGUGAGUCGCAGAGGCAGAUCCAAGAAGUUGAAAACCAGUUAGAGGGGCAAGUGGCUUCCAUUGCCAAAGACCUGGAGCUCAAGUAUAAAGAUACGCUGAAGGAGAACCGACGCACAACUCCCCUCCUGGAGCUAGAGAAAGCGUGUCAGCGGGUGGAGGGCUACAAGAAGGCCAUGGCCUCUCACAGCCAACAUCUCAUGGAGGAGCGUAAGCAGCUGCAGAAGGAACGUGAAGAGCUAGAGGACAAGAAGAAGCGUGCCCUGCAGACUGGAGCAGCUAGACAGGCGCUUCAUGAAGCUCUGCAACAGGAGCAAAAAUGGCAGGAGGGAGCCCAGGUUUUGCUAAAUGAUCUGGAGUACCGGCUGAUGGAGAGGCAGAGUGCCUUCUGCAGCCCGCUGCUGCCCAAGGAACGCAGGAUGGCGAUCGAAAGAGAUCUGCUGGUCAGAGUGGCCAGGGACCCAGUGGGGGUGGAAUUGGGCCUGGAGAAUGACAUCAGGGACAUUUUUAAAAAUGAUAGGCACUGCGCACAGAUGUUGAAUAUGGACAAGAGGAAAAAUGGGCAGUUGAUGUGGCUGUAUCUUAAAUACUGGAGGCUGCAGGUUACACUGCAGAAACACAAGAGAGCAGAGGGCAGGUUGAAAGGGUCACUGUCUGAUGUCAAGUGACCUUAGAAGGACAUUUAGAAAAUUAUAAUGCUUGUUUUGAACCCCCGGAUCUGCCGAUAGUGUGGGGAAGUUCUCAUGGUUUGCACUCCUGCAUAUAGAUGUAUGUAGACUGACAAAGUAAAAGAAACAAUGGUGACACCAUGUUGCUGGUAUCCACUUGUCCCCUUAUAGUGAAGCAUCUCUUCAAAUCAAUCCAAAGUUCUGCUAACUCAUCACCUUUAUCCUGUGAUGAAACCUUCAUCCACGAUGACCCCAUCUCCAUCUACAGAGCACGAGGACUCGCUGAAAGGUUGAUAAAAAGCAAAAUGAUAUAAAUCAUAUGCUAUGGCCAUUUCAAGCCACUCAGACACCUUAGGGAGAUCUUGGACUGGCACAUACCUCUGUCACACUGCGCUCUAUUCCACCAUCACCACACCAUCAUCAAAACACUAUCUGAGGGAAAACCUUUUGGAAGAACAGUCAUCAUCAUUCUGGUACAUUUCCAGAGACUUGUAGAAUCUAUAAUAUGGUGCAUUGAGGGUGUUUUGGUGGCUUAUCAUGACCCAACACCUUACUGAGUCUCCUUUAAUUCGUCACCCAUCUGUAUGUUUCUUUAACUUUGCCUAGUCAAGCAUAUUAAUGAUGUUUUGGGGGAUGGGACUACUAAACCUACUGACAAUCAUUUGAAAAUAAUAAAAUAAUGCUGCUUCUCUGAGUGCAUAGUGCCUUUUCUGUUAUUCAGCAUGAAAUUAUAGUUGUUUUACGUAUUUGUUUUUUAUUCCUACUGAUGUAAAAUCAUCCCUAUAAUGGUAAUCUUUAAAAAU